GCCACGUGAUCGGUCAGUUCGCUGAGAGGGAAGAAUAUGGCUGCCGGGUGUGGUGAGGGCGACGCGCUUGCAGUCGCUGUCUCUUGCUUUCCCGUCCUCUGACACCGCCUGCAGCCGAGCGGGCCGGUUCCGCCCGAGCUGAGGACCAGGUUGUGAGUCGAUAUUGAAGUGAACGGCAGCUUUCUGUGAAAAUGUCAGUUUUGAUAUCACAGAGUGUAAUAAAUUAUGUAGAGGAAGAAAACAUUCCUGCCCUGAAAGCUCUUCUUGAAAAAUGCAAAGAUGUAGAUGAGAGAAAUGAGUGUGGCCAGACUCCGCUGAUGAUAGCUGCAGAGCAAGGCAAUCUGGAGAUAGUGAAGGAGUUAAUUAAGAAUGGAGCUAACUGCAAUCUGGAAGAUUUGGAUAAUUGGACAGCACUUAUAUCUGCAUCAAAAGAAGGGCAUGUACACAUCGUCGAAGAGUUACUGAAAUGUGGGGUUAACUUGGAGCACCGUGAUAUGGGAGGAUGGACAGCUCUCAUGUGGGCAUGUUACAAAGGCCGUACUGAUGUAGUAGAGUUGCUUCUUUCUCAUGGUGCCAAUCCAAGUGUCACUGGUCUGCAGUACAGUGUUUACCCAAUCAUUUGGGCAGCAGGGAGAGGCCAUGCAGAUAUAGUGCAUCUUUUACUGCAAAAUGGUGCUAAAGUCAACUGCUCUGAUAAGUAUGGAACCACCCCUUUAGUUUGGGCUGCACGAAAGGGUCAUUUGGAAUGUGUGAAACAUUUAUUGGCCAUGGGAGCUGAUGUUGAUCAAGAAGGAGCUAAUUCAAUGACUGCACUUAUUGUGGCAGUGAAAGGAGGCUACACACAGUCAGUAAAAGAAAUUCUGAAGAGGAAUCCAAAUGUAAAUUUAACAGAUAAAGAUGGAAACACAGCUCUGAUGAUUGCAUCGAAGGAGGGACAUACGGAGAUUGUGCAGGAUCUGCUCGAUGCUGGAACAUAUGUGAACAUACCUGACAGGAGUGGGGAUACCGUGUUGAUUGGCGCUGUCAGAGGUGGUCAUGUUGAAAUUGUUCGAGCGCUUCUCCAAAAAUAUGCUGAUAUAGACAUUAGAGGACAGGAUAAUAAAACUGCUUUGUAUUGGGCUGUUGAGAAAGGAAAUGCAACGAUGGUGAGAGAUAUCUUACAGUGCAAUCCCGACACUGAAAUAUGCACAAAGGAUGGUGAAACACCACUUAUAAAGGCUACCAAGAUGAGAAAUAUUGAAGUGGUGGAGCUGCUGCUAGAUAAAGGGGCUAAAGUGUCUGCUGUAGAUAAGAAAGGAGAUACUCCCUUGCAUAUUGCUAUUCGUGGAAGGAGUCGGAAACUGGCUGAACUGCUUUUAAGAAACCCUAAAGAUGGACGGUUACUUUAUAGGCCAAACAAAGCAGGAGAGACUCCUUAUAAUAUUGACUGUAGCCAUCAGAAGAGUAUCUUAACUCAAAUAUUUGGAGCCAGACACUUGUCUCCUACUGAAACAGACGGUGACAUGCUCGGAUAUGAUUUAUAUAGCAGUGCCCUGGCGGAUAUUCUCAGUGAGCCUACCAUGCAGCCACCUAUUUGUGUGGGGUUAUAUGCACAGUGGGGAAGUGGGAAAUCUUUCUUACUCAAGAAACUAGAAGAUGAAAUGAAAACCUUCGCUGGACAACAGAUCGAGCCUCUCUUUCAGUUCUCAUGGCUUGUAGUGUUUCUUACCCUGCUGCUUUGUGGAGGGCUUGGUUUAUUGUUUGCCUUCACGGUCGACCUGAAUCUUGGAAUAGCAGUGUCAUUGAGCUUCUUGGCUCUCUUAUAUAUAUUCUUUAUUGUCAUUUACUUUGGUGGACGAAGAGAAGGAGAAAGUUGGAAUUGGGCCUGGGUCCUCAGCACUAGAUUGGCGAGACAUAUUGGAUAUUUGGAACUCCUCCUUAAAUUGAUGUUUGUGAAUCCACCUGAAUUGCCAGAGCAGACUACUAAAGCUUUACCUGUGAGGUUUUUGUUUACAGAUUACAACAGACUGUCCAGUGUAGGUGGAGAAACUUCUCUGGCUGAAAUGAUUGCAACCCUCUCAGAUGCUUGUGAAAGAGAGUUUGGCUUUUUGGCAACCAGGCUUUUUCGAGUAUUCAAGACCGAAGAUACUCAGGGUAAAAAGAAGUGGAAAAAAACAUGUUGUCUCCCAUCUUUUGUCAUCUUCCUUUUUAUCAUUGGCUGCAUUGUAUCUGGAAUUACUCUUCUGGCUAUAUUUAGAGUUGACCCAAAACAUCUGACUGUAAAUGCUGUCCUCAUAUCAAUUGCAUCUAUAGUGGGAUUGGCCUUUGUGUUGAACUGUCGUACAUGGUGGCAAGUGCUGGACUCCCUCCUGAAUUCCCAAAGAAAACGCCUCCAUAAUGCAGCCUCCAAACUGCACAAAUUGAAAAGUGAAGGAUUCAUGAAAGUUCUUAAAUGUGAAGUGGAAUUGAUGGCCAGGAUGGCAAAAACCAUUGACAGCUUCACUCAGAAUCAGACAAGGCUGGUGGUCAUCAUCGAUGGAUUAGAUGCCUGUGAGCAAGACAGAGUUCUUCAGAUGCUGGACACUGUCCGAGUUCUGUUUUCAAAAGGCCCGUUCAUUGCCAUUUUUGCAAGUGAUCCACAUAUUAUCAUCAAGGCAAUUAACCAGAACCUCAAUAGUGUGCUUCGGGAUUCGAACAUAAAUGGCCAUGACUACAUGCGCAACAUCGUGCAUUUGCCUGUCUUCCUUAAUAGUCGUGGUCUAAGCAAUGCAAGAAAAUUUCUUGUAACUUCAACAACAAAUGGGGAUGUUCCAUGCUCAGAUACUACAGGGUUACAGGAAGAUGCUGACAGAAGAGUUUCGCAGAACAGCCUUGGGGAGAUGACAAAACUUGGUAGCAAGACAGCCCUCAAUAGGCGGGACACUUACCGAAGAAGGCAGAUGCAGAGGACCAUCACCCGCCAGAUGUCCUUUGAUCUUACAAAACUGUUGGUUACCGAGGACUGGUUCAGUGACAUCAGCCCUCAGACCAUGAGAAGAUUACUUAAUAUUGUUUCCGUGACAGGGCGAUUACUGAGAGCCAAUCAGAUUAGUUUCAACUGGGACAGGCUUGCUAGCUGGAUCAACCUUACUGAGCAGUGGCCAUACCGGACUUCAUGGCUCAUAUUAUAUUUGGAAGAGACUGAAGGUAUUCCAGAUCCAAUGACAUUAAAAACCAUCUAUGAAAGAAUAUCAAAGAAUAUUCCAACAACUAAGGAUGUUGAGCCACUGCUUGAAAUUGAUGGAGAUAUAAGAAAUUUUGAAGUGUUUUUAUCUUCAAGGACUCCAGUUCUUGUGGCUCGAGAUGUAAAAGUCUUUCUGCCCUGCACUGUAAACCUAGAUCCCAAACUACGGGAAAUUAUUGCAGAUGUCCGCGCUGCCAGAGAGCAAAUCAGUAUCGGAGGACUGGCAUACCCACCUCUCCCUCUGCACGAGGGUCCUCCAAGGGCUCCGUCAGGGUACAGUCAGCCCCCAUCAGUGUGCUCCUCCACAUCCUUCAAUGGGCCCUUUGCAGGUGGAGUGGUGUCGCCACAGCCUCACAGCAGCUACUACAGCGGCAUGACGGGCCCGCAGCAUCCCUUCUACAACAGGCCAUUCUUUGCCCCAUACCUUUACACGCCAAGGUAUUACCCUGGCGCCUCCCAACAUCUCAUCUCACGUCCAUCAGUAAAAACGAAUUUGCCCAGAGAUCAGAACAAUGGCCUAGAAGUUAUCAAGGAGGAUGCUGCUGAGGGGCUUUCUUCACCCACAGACUCCUCGAGGGGGUCAGGCCCAGCCCCAGGCCCAGUGGUAUUACUGAAUUCACUGAAUGUGGAUGCAGUGUGUGAGAAGCUGAAACAAAUAGAAGGGCUGGACCAGAGUAUGCUGCCUCAGUAUUGUGCCACGAUCAGAAAGGCAAACAUCAAUGGCCGUGUGUUAGCUCAGUGUAACAUUGAUGAACUGAAGAAAGAGAUGAAUAUGAAUUUUGGAGACUGGCACCUUUUCAGAAGCACAGUACUAGAAAUGAGAAACGCAGAAAGCCAGGUGGUCCCUGAAGACCCACGUUUCCUCGGUGAGAGCAGCAGUGGCCCAGCCCCGCACGGUGAACCUGCUCGCCGGGCUGCCCACAGCGAGCUGCCUCACACGGAGCUCUCCAGCCAGACGCCCUACACGCUCAACUUCAGCUUCGAAGAACUGAACACACUUGGCCUGGAUGAAGGUGCCCCUCGUCACAGUAAUCUAAGUUGGCAGGAAGAAAAUGCUGGCCUUGAGAUAGAUAGCUCUUCAGAGGAUCCAGAUUAAACUAAGGCAACAAGGGCUAUAGAUCCAGCCCCUGCCCACAGACCCAAGCACUUUUCUCAUUUCUUCUGACAGUUCGAGUCACUUCUCACAGUUGACUUCCUCACCAAAUAAUAAGGGGUGAAGAAGACUCGGCCUACCUGCCACUCAGUAAUCCUGCUGCCCAGUCGACUGGAGAAGACAGAUUUGCUCACCUCUACUAGUGUGAUUUGUUCUUAGUAGUUGUAGAAUUUAAAUUGGUUUUAGUGGAAUGUUCCUUUUAUGAAAUUUUAAGUAAAAGCCAUUUAGUAUAUAUUUAGUAUAGCAAGAAGCAUGUGAAUGAGCUCUAUAUAACCUGACACUCCGAAUCUCAUAGUGUCCUCUUGGUCAGGUGUCUAAUAAGAAGUUAGAUUGCUAUUUUCAAAUUUAUCAUAGUUCCUGAUACUCUAACUUUUUAAAGCUGUGUUUAUAAGAAUUUAUAGACUGCAUGUUGUUAAACUUGAUGCAAAUUAAACUAUUUUUAUUUUCAAAGAAGUUAAUUUAUAUUUUGAGUUAUUUGUAUUUUUCUCCUUCUGUCUUUUACCUGAGUUCCUUUCAGUUGUUUUGUGUUUUAAGUUUUUUUACGUUAUCAUGUAUUUUCCUUUUUUAGGUUAUCAUCCUGUUUUACUGUAAAACAUUCCUCAGAGCAGUAGAUUGGGAAGGAACCUCAAGACAUCUUUUAGAUCAAAUACUAGAUUUCAGAAGCCAGUGGACAUUCAAUAAAUACUUGUUGGCCAGGUGCUGUGGCUCAUGCCUAUAAUCCCAGCACCUGAGGGGGCCAAGGUGGGAAGCUGGCUUGAGGCCAGGAGUUCACUGCCAACCUAGGCAACAUGGUGGGAUUCCAGUUCUAUAAAAAUAAAAAUAAAAAAAUUAGCCAGGAAUGCUGGUGUGCACCUGUAGUUCCAGCUACUUGGGAGGCUGAGGUAGGAGGAUUGCCUGAGCCUGGGAGAUUGAGGAUGCAGUGAGUGGUGAUCGCACCACUGCACUCCGGCCUGGGUUACAGUGUUAGGUCCUAUCUCAAAUAAAUAAAUAAAUAAAUAGAUGAAUAAAACUUGUUAAGUGAAUGAAUAACCAUUCUGAGAGAGUCUGCCCGCAAAUCCUACACAGUGCCUUCAAAACACUGACUUUAGGCCAGGCGUGGUGACUCACUCCUGUAAUCCCAGCACUUUGGGAGUCUGAGGUGGGCUGAUCAUCUGAAGUCAGGAGUUCGAGACCAAACUAGCCAACAUGGUAAAACCCUGUCUCUACUAAAAGACAAAAAUUAGCUGGGUGUGGUGGGGGUCACCUGUGGUCCCAGCUACUCGGGGCUGAGGCAGGAGAAUCACUUUAACCUGGGGGACGGAGGUUGCAGUGAGCUCAGAUCGCACCACUGCACUCUAGCCUGGGUGACAGAGCAAGACACUGUCUCAAAAGCAAAUAAAUAAUUAAAACAAAAUACUGAAUGUAAAUCCCUCAACAUUGUGCUGCUGCGCCACAGUUCCUUACAGGCUCCACAUUUGCUCUCACUUUCUACCCACCCUGUUACCCGCCUGGCCCCUGUAAGCUUUUCUGUUUGUGAUUUUGGAAAUCUUUCAACCAUAAUAACAUACUCUGUUGCAAACUCUCAGGGAGUGAAGCCAGGCAUGGUGGCGUGCACUUAUAAUCCCAGCUACUUGGGGAAGCUGAGGCAGGGGGAUCACUUGAGCCCAGGAGUUCAAGACCAACCUGGGCAACAUAGUGAGAGCCUGUCUCAUAAAAAGGGAAAAAAUGGGGGAAACCCAGGGAUAGACAUCCACAGCCGGUCUUGAUAAGCUCCAUCAUCUUGGAGUGUGAAGCUGUGCUCCCACAUGGAUGUAUUUUUAAUCCUCUCGUACUUUGUUUAGUCCUUUGUGGAGAUGCCCAUUUCAUAAAUUAAUAGAAUUCUAGAAUCUAAUUAAAAUGGUUCAACUCCACAUUUUACUUUCGGGUAAUAUCAGGACCAUCACAGAAUAUCUGCGAUGUCGGUUUACCCUAUCUACAGCUCAGUUCUUCAACCGUUCUUUUAGCAAGGCUAGUUAUCUUCACUGACCACCCCUCACUGCCCUCUGCUAUCUCCUUCCUCAGAUAGACUACUCUGAUUAAGCUUGAGCUAGAAUAAACACUUUAUCCUGCGAUUCCAUAUUGAGUAUUUUAUAUAUGAGUGAUCCAUUAUGUGUUGUUGGAAAAUUUAUGUUGAGGGAGGGUAACUGCUGUAACAACCAUCACCAAAUCUAAUCGACUGAAUGCAUUUGACAUUUAUUUAUUGUUCACAUGACAGUUCAGUGUUACCUAAAUUCACAUGAAGACUGAGGGGCCUAGGGCCCUCUGCCCCACCUUCUGCACCCACGGGAGAAGAGAGUGGAGGACGCAUGCACCCAGGCCUAGAAGUGAUGCAUGUGGCGCUUUCACCCAUAGUCCAUUGGCCUUCUUAAGUCAUGGACUCCUGCUGAGCUGCAAGGGUGCCUGGGAAAUUCAUGUAACUGUGUGCAGUGGAGGAAGGGGAGUGUUUUGGUGAGCAAGCAGGAGUCUUUGCCACUAGAUGCUGAUGAGGAUUAUCCACAGCUGAUUAAGCAUGGAGAUUCAUCUUGUAUCAAACAGAUGAGCUGUCAACAUCUCAUGUUUACUUUGUGUGCAGGUAUUAUUCAGGUAGGAAAGGCUGUUAGAAUCUUAACAUCUAACUGGAAGAAGGGUUUUAGAGAAGGGUGGUUUACAGUAAGCCAGUUCUUUCCAUAGUCCAAGAGGGCAAAUGAAUUUCCAGUGUGGAGCAGUUUGCAGGCAAGGUGUUUGUUUUGGUCUUGCCUGGGCUGGAGUGCGAGUGGUGUAAUCAUAGCUCACUACAUUCUCGAACUCCUGGCCUUAAGUCAUCCUCCUGCCUCAGCCUCCCAAAGGCAGGUAAGGUUAAGAAGAGGGGAAAGGUGAAGUUUCACAGCUUUUCUGGAAUUCUUUUUAUUCAUGCGACUCUCAGACCAUUAGACCCACCCAGAAUCUGCUCAAUUUUCAAGAUUUGCUUAUAAGUAUCUGUAAUAUAAACAUUGGAUUGCUGUCGGUUCUUUAGGUUCUCCUCUCCCUCCCAGAACAGUGGCAACAGGAACUCUUGGGUACUUCUCCCUGUUCUUGCAGAUGUGUCAGGAUGUGAUCCUGGGGGCUCCCACGCCAGCCCACACCCUCUGUGGUAUAAGCAGGGACUGGCAGGUAAUGAGAGGCUAAACCCUCCUGAAGUGAGCACUCAUGUCCCAGAAACACACCUUCCACCUCAGAAGCCAGAGGGAAAGCUAGAUGUUGUGUCUGCAUAUUUGUUCUUAGACACACUCUCCUGCAGUCUGACUCUGUUGACCACUUUCCAGUUUGCUCAUAUCAGAACGUCUUCGGUUCUGAGAUGCACAUGUUCUUCUAACUUGUCAGAAAUUAGAGUAUGUCUUGGAGUCAGUUAAAUCUAUGGCAACAUUGUUUUUUCUUAAUCGUUCCUAAAACUCCUGUAGUUGAUGGUGUCUUGCUUAGGUUUAAUGAAAGAGAUUUUAAUAGAUGGCAUCGUUAUGUUGAGUUGUGUCUCUAUCAGUAUUAAUGGGCUGGGGAUGAUUUAUAUUUAACUGACCCCCCAAAUUCAACAUUUUGUGUUGAAUAUUUAUUUCGUCAGUAUUCUUUAUCCUGUAUUCAUUUUGAAUACUUAAAGUAUUGUAUGUGUUUGUUAUAAUAAAACGGCUUACUGUGUUUGAACACACCGUGUAUCUGACAGUGUUCUAGACCUAAUUUGCUCUUCAUGAUAACUUCAUAAGAUAGUUAUUAUCCUUAAUUCACAAAUGAGAAAGUUAGAGACAGAUGAUAAGGAAUUUCCCAAAGUCACAGCCACUGAGUGGCAGAGCCAGGGUCUGGCUCCAGAGCCAGGCAGUUGUGGCUCCCGAUGCCACCCACUCUCCAUGUGACACUUACCGUUACUUCUCUUGCCAGUGAGGGAUGAGCCAAUUCUCACAUUUUUCCAAGACACAUUUUCAUUUUAGCUGUAUCAUCAUCAUCAUCAUCAUCAUCAUCAUCAUCAUCAUCAUGUUUUCUUCAAGGGUUUCUGUUUUAGAAAAGUAAAACUUAAAAUUACAGUCAUGUGAAUUGUAUUUAUAGAGAAAAAGAGUCUUGUUUUAUUAAUAUCAGACAUCUUUGUUCCCACGAAUUAUUUUGAAACAAUGUUCAGUAUCAGGCUAGGAAUCGAUGGGCAUCACGCACCCGGUUACUGUGCAUGGAUUAGAUCACUACCCUAAAGUGUGUACAUAGUGUUGAGUAUAUUAAUCUUAUUUACAGUCGUGUUGUCAUCUGGCUUUGAUAUAUUUGCCGUUUCCUAUGUCUCUUGUCAGUAUCCAUGUAAGAUUAGAAUCCUAAAUACCACUGUAUGUAUUUUUCUUCAUACUCUAUUAUUAAACAGUAUUAAUGCUUAAUAAAUGUUAAUAUAUAAGUAAUAUAUGUAUAUUUUAAAAAUUA
This is a messenger RNA of Callithrix jacchus (white-tufted-ear marmoset), 8774 nucleotides long. It is a transcript of the gene KIDINS220, whose product is annotated as kinase D interacting substrate 220. Gene Ontology annotation, biological process: nerve growth factor signaling pathway. NCBI's taxonomy places the organism in Eukaryota, Metazoa, Chordata, Mammalia, Primates, Cebidae. Gene Ontology annotation, molecular function: protein kinase regulator activity; PDZ domain binding. The record is from RefSeq and is a predicted model, not a curated record.